This is a messenger RNA of Pyrenophora tritici-repentis Pt-1C-BFP, 1965 nucleotides long. RefSeq names its product putative fungal specific transcription factor. Gene Ontology annotation, cellular component: nucleus. NCBI's taxonomy places the organism in Eukaryota, Fungi, Ascomycota, Dothideomycetes, Pleosporales, Pleosporaceae. Gene Ontology annotation, molecular function: zinc ion binding; DNA binding. The record is from RefSeq and is a predicted model, not a curated record. Gene Ontology annotation, biological process: DNA-templated transcription.
AUGGAAGAGAACCCUGAUCUCUUUAGACGGCCAUCGAGGCAAAAUCGAGAUCCAGGAGCUGUAUUCCCACCUCCCUCCACGGAAGGCGAAAAGCUUGCAGAUGCUGUCGCAGCCGAUGUAUACCAUCCAGGCUUCCUCGGGCCUGGAUCUUAUGCCGUUCUGCUUCCUCAAGAUGAAGAACCGGGCCAAAUUCGCGAAAGAGAAGGGUCUGUUGCAUCAGAGAGAUCAGAUCGCGAACUCACCCAUCAGCAUACCAUAUCCAAGUCAAUGAGAUAUCAAAUGGCGUACGAUGUAUUAAGCACCUUCCGUCAUUACAAUGCAAUACGGGAACUCAUACUCUGGUAUAACGCAUCCAACGAAGCAGGCGUAAUACCUGCACAGAUCCAAGUUGACACCGUCAACGCCCUAGAGGCUAUUGUUGACAAGCAUGAUCUUCGACGCAAAGCACCAAGCCCGGAACUCAUAGAGCAGGUCUUGGAGUCAACAGCGCGACCCUUCGUGAUAUCACAGUCAUUGGAAGCUCGCGACUUUCACAUACUCUGCUCGGGUGAGAACCUACGCUUUGAAGUUAUUGGCUUCCUCCUUGCAACAGCUGGCCGAUCGCUCACAUUUGGUUUUGCUCCAGACCUCUUCAAUGACCCCUCCAAGAAGGACAUGAAGCUACGCUUUACCGACGAGUUACUUCGCGCAAGCACAACAUGUCUUUUCCUUACGACGAUGCUUGCUACAGUCAAUGAUAUCACGGUAUGGAUGUACUACGAGAAUUACGUGUUCACAAUCAUGAUGUGCGGAUAUACUGGCCCGCCAUCAUGGAGGCGUGUCAACGAGUUGUCAACACAGGUUUACGCUCUUGGUCUUCACCAAGAAAAGAAAUGCGCUCAUGCCCCGACUUGGCUGGCAGAUACUCGCAGAAGAGUCUUUUGCGCCGCAUACAAUCAAGACAAAUCCAUAUCUACAUUCCUAGGACGGCCAAUACGGAUCAGCAAACGAUACACAGAUAUCAGUCUUCCAUUUGACCUGGCAGAUAAUGUGGUUACUGGCGACAAAGACGCCCUUGAGACUGCUAUCCAGGCCUUGGACUCUGAUGGAUGGAACACACAAAGGCAGUGGCUGCGCGCCUCAUGGAUUCGUCUCCGUCACAUAUCACUUCGAUUCCGGGAAGAGAUACUUGAAUUUUCGCUCAUCAAGAUAGAUGCAAAUGCCGAAGCUCAACUAAUGGACAUCUCCCAGCGCAUACGCACAUCUUGGGAGGCGCUACCAAAACACAUGCGCUACUGGAAAACCUGCUGGGAAGAUAACAUCCCCACAUCAAUCUGCCUCAUGUUAUGCAUCGUCCAUCUAACACACUGGUACAAUGAGUUCAUGAUCCAGAGGCUGCUAGACUACAGUCCCCUAACGCUCAACACAGCUCUGCUGCGCGUUUCUAUUGAUCUACUCUCCAACACCCUUACCUUGGGCACAAUCCGUGAUCGUUUGUAUGACGUUCAUCGUGACAUGUUGAAUGGAAUGCUGCUCUUUGGGGUACCCGCUGCAUCUGUCCUGGCUACUGCACUCCGCGAACAGCAUCUUACUGGCCAACAGUUCCCUGCUGAGGUUUCGCGCGCAGAAAUCAUUCGCAUGCUCAGCGUACUCAUCUCGCAUCUUGACGCUGCUGCGCAUAUGGAAAAUUCCGGGGCGAGGCACGGCGAGGCAAACUACAAUCUUUGCCGGAAGGCUAGUAAGAUCUUCACGAAGGUUAUCGAUGCUGUAUUGGACUCGAGACCUGCGGAGGAAGUUACGCCGGCGAGGGAUACAAUGGGACUGGAUCUUGGCCUCGAUCUCUUCUCAGGUGCUGGCUUAGAUGGGUUCGAGGGUCUUGACUUUCCAGGUCUUGGGAUGGGACUUGGUCCUAGUGGGAACGGGAAUGACAUCGGUGCGGAUUGGGGGACAAUGGGGCAGUGGAACACUUGGGGUGGGCCGGUUUGA